Messenger RNA from Aspergillus ibericus CBS 121593, 2192 nucleotides. RefSeq names its product DNA-protein crosslink repair co-factor UBX5. The transcript is spliced from 2 exons. Gene Ontology annotation, molecular function: ubiquitin binding. The coding region runs from base 340 to 1881 and encodes 513 amino acids. Gene Ontology annotation, cellular component: nucleus. Lineage: Eukaryota; Fungi; Ascomycota; Eurotiomycetes; Eurotiales; Aspergillaceae. Gene Ontology annotation, biological process: proteasome-mediated ubiquitin-dependent protein catabolic process. The record is from RefSeq and is a predicted model, not a curated record.
GAUUGCACUAGGUAUUAACACAACUGAUCCUGGUUGUUUGUGCUUCAUCCCCUUGCACUAUCUCCUGGAGCACUCGUGUGGAACCCUGAGGAAGCUCUCUUUCUUCCAUGCUCCCAUCUACGAUCAUACACCCAAACUAUCUCAACUUCAUCGCUUUAAUCUCAUCGAUCACCGCCUCGCACCUCCAUUGCAGUUUGCAGCUGUUUGCAUCACCUCACUUACCUUCGACGUUUGUGUUGGACUCUGUUGCAUACGACCCCCCCUCACGGUGACCUGAUAUCCCCUCGUCUUCCCUCGGUCGCUUUACCCUUCAUAUCUUCUCGGUGCCUUGUGUCCGCCAUGGACGGCGAUGUGGUGGCACAGUUCACUGAGAUCACCGGCUCAAAGCCAGAGCUGGCCACCCAGUAUCUGCAGCUGGCUGAUUUCAACAUCGAGCAGGCUGUACAGCUUUUCUUCGAGAAUGGCGGUGCACCACUGACUGAAGAGCCCUUACCAUCGACCUCCACCCCUCAGCAACCCUCCCAUGCUGGCGGCGGAGUUGUUAAUGUCGACUCAGAUGACGAUAUCACGAUAGACGAGACUCGUUCUGCGCCCCGGAAUCACCCAUCGCAAGGCGCUACCUUUGAAGAUGAUGCGGCCAUGGCUCGCCGUCUCCAAGAAGAAAUGUACGGGGCAGGAGAUAGUGAAGAAAGUGUGCGUGCGCCGAUGGCUCGGACGACGGAGACCCUGGUGGGGCCUGAAGCGGACUUUGACGAUGGCGAUAUGCAUGCGAGCAUAUUGGGCCAACUGCGCGCGCGCCAGCAGCGAAACAACCGUCCCGGAAUCUUCAACCAGAGAGACACAUCGAUAUGGAGUGGGGAUGAUGAAGCCUCACAGCGUGAAAGGCUGGCUGCAGCGACUGGAGGGGCUUCCGAGGCCUCGAACAAGUCGAAUAUGCUGGCCGAGAUGUAUCGCCCUCCGUUUGACAUCAUGUCUAGACUUCCAUGGGAUCUGGCUCGACAGGAAGGCCGCGACAAUGAAAGGUGGCUGAUGGUCAACAUCCAGGACCCUUCUGUCUUUGACUGCCAGGUUCUGAACAGAGACCUCUGGAAGGAUCCUGCGGUGAAAGAUACCGUUAAGGAACAUUUCAUCUUCAUGCAGUACUCCAAAGAUGACCCUCGUGCAGGACCGUACUUGCAAUACUACUUCCAGGCGAGCGACGUCUCUGAUAAUUAUCCUCAUAUUGCCAUUGUUGAUCCACGGACUGGAGAGCAGAUGAAGGUCUGGUCGGGGCCACCCGUAAUCAAGGCCGCGGAUUUCCUAAUGCAGCUUCACGAAUUCCUCGACCGCUACAGUCUGAAGCACAAUGUGCGAAACCCUGUGGCGAAGCGGAAACCGGAGAAGAAAGAGAAAAGCAUCGAUGCAAUGACCGAGGAAGAAAUGUUGGAGAUGGCCAUGAGAAACAGUCUGGGUGACGAGGCGUCACAAGCCCCGAAGGUGGAGGACCCUGAUGACCUCACUCGCAGCACCGAAGAUGUGAAGGGCAAGGGAAGGGCUGUAGAUGAUGAUAUCGACAUGGAAGAGGCCGACCAACCCGAACAUAGCGCAUUCUCAUCAAUCCCGGACGACCGAUUCCAUACGGAGCCCCCCGCAGACCCUGCUACCACCACGCGCAUUCAGUUCCGGCACCCAUCUGGGCGGGUGAUUCGGCGUUUCGCUUUGACGGACCCUGUCCAGCGGAUUUAUGAAUGGCUGAAGGCCGAUCCCCCGUUGGCCGAUAAAGCCGGAGUAGAGUUUGAACUCAAUGCCAUGGGCCGCAAUCUGAUUGACUCGUUGGACCAGACCAUUACCGAUGCUGGACUCAAGAACGGGACGGUCAUGAUAGGAUAUCUGGAGGAGUAGUCAGGGACAUGGCUUGCGGACAUUGGAUGUUGCACAGGAGGUAGAGAUUGGAGGUCCUGGCUGGAAGCCCAAGGGGAGGUCAAGCCCGGGGCCUGUUGCUCUUCUAGCGACUACGAUCGUUGGGGAUGGAUGCCUUCGUUUGACACAAAUGGGCAUUUCUCUGGAAGCAAAGCAUGCGUGCUGGGAAUCAUCCUCCUGUCAUGGACAGUCUGUCAUCCUUGUUCAGCUAAUUACUCUCGGUAUACGAGGAUGCAGGAAGGAAAUUUUAAUGAAUACAUGAAAAAAAAAUGAAAAAAAAAAAAAAGGAAAAG